Molecule: messenger RNA, 444 nt
Organism: Elephantulus edwardii (Cape elephant shrew)
Lineage: Eukaryota; Metazoa; Chordata; Mammalia; Macroscelidea; Macroscelididae
Product: transmembrane protein 134-like
Exons: 2
Coding region: 1-444 (147 amino acids)
Source: RefSeq, a predicted model, not a curated record
AUGAGAGCUUCCUGGCCCCAGUUCAGCAUUGAUGACACCUUUGCACUGUUCCUGGAGGACACAGGCCCUGCUUCUGAAAGCAGCAUGAUCACCAGAUUCGAGUCCCUGCACUUCGAGCGUUGGACCCGGUUAGAGGUGGCCAAUGAGGACAAGCAGUCCCCGCUACGCUACCAGAACCUGGAGAAUGAAGAGGAUGGAGCCCAGGCCUCACUACAACCAGAAGGGGGAGUCAGCACUAGGGAUUCAACCCAAACCUCCAUCCGAAGCACUAUCAACACCAGCACCCAGAAUUCCUCCAACAUUUGCUGUGUCUCCAGAGCCAUCCUCUUCGUGCCUGGCUUCCUGUUGUUGGUCUCUGGAGUCUACCAUGUGAUCUUCUUCUGCUGCGCCUUGAAAGGUCUCAGUGGCUUCCACUUCUUCUACCUGCCUUACUGUGAGAAGUGA